Molecule: messenger RNA, 867 nt
Organism: Bipolaris oryzae ATCC 44560
Lineage: Eukaryota; Fungi; Ascomycota; Dothideomycetes; Pleosporales; Pleosporaceae
Exons: 4
Coding region: 1-867 (288 amino acids)
Molecular function (GO): endonuclease activity
Source: RefSeq, a predicted model, not a curated record
AUGUAUACUGUUGGACUAGACGUGGAUAAACUUGUGUUCACGGAAAAAAUCUUGCUAUAUGCUGGAAACUCUUCUAUAAAUAGUCCACUCAUAUUUAUUAUGCUCGGAAUAAUCUAUUUAUUUAAAAGACAAUCAGCAGGAAACUUUGGUUUUAGUACAAAAGCUACGGCAGUUACUAAGAAUACUUAUACUAAUUAUAAAAAUUUACCUUUAAUAUCUGAACAUGUACCUAUUCAUAAAAGCAACCUAACAGACGACGAAUUCGGCUGGUUUUUAGCUGGAUUAAUUGAAGGAGAUGCUUAUCUUAUAAAAAAGCGAAUUGGAUACGGUAAUGUAUACAAGAUUAAAAACAAAAAAGCGGUUAGAUAUAUUUGUAAAAAUAGCACUGGUCUAUCUAUUAUCUUAUCUUUAAUAAAUGGUAAAUUGUUAAGUAAUUUUAAGUAUGAUCAAUUAAUUAAUCAUAAUUAUAGUGAAUUUUUUAACCUCACGUUAUUACCACCUUUAAAAAGGCUAACGGAUGGUUGUUUUCACAUCAGUAUUGCAAACAGUAAAACACAUAAAACAGGGUUUAGUGUAAGAUUGGAAUACUCUUUAAAACAAAAUGAUAGCUUACCCUUAACUUUACUUUACAAUGAGUUAAAGUUGGGUAAUCUUUCUCAAUAUAGUACAGGAUUUAAAACUGCAUUUAAUUUGAUUAAUUAUUUUGAUACAUAUAAUCUUUUUGCUGGUAAAUAUAAAAGUUACCUUAAAUUUAGAAAAGUAUAUAUUAUGAUUACUGAAGGAAAACAUUUAGAAGAAAAGGGUAUAAAAAAGAUUAUAAGUAUUGCAACCAAAGGGUCCUCAGAGACAAGCACGCAAGAAAUUUAA